Messenger RNA from Symbiodinium necroappetens, 668 nucleotides. NCBI's taxonomy places the organism in Eukaryota, Dinophyceae, Suessiales, Symbiodiniaceae. The record is from the annotation of a GenBank genome assembly.
AUGGUGGUCGUCGACAGUGACCCCUUGCAGCUGAAGCUGAAACCUGACUUUCUGAAGGCAUUGCCGCAGGCUGCUCUGACCGGCCUCUUGUGCGAGUGUGCAGCCAGCGGCGACAUCGCUGGCCUUCGGGUUCUCAUCCACGCCGGGGCCGAGGUCAACGCUGCUACUGCCUACGACAUGCGAACGCCGCUGCACUUGGCAGCUGCUGCAGGCAAGCUAGAUGUCGUCAAGUUUUUGAUCGCAGAGUGUGGUGCAUCGUUGCAGCAGGAUAGAUUCGGGUUGCUGCCCAUACACGAUGCUGUCGAGAACAGCCACACAGAAGUGCGGCGCUACCUUCAGAGCCAGAAGCUUGCAGUUCCGCAGCAGUCUCUGCAAAAGCGACGACGCGUGGACUCAGUCGAAACACUGAAUGCGAAUACAGAUCGGGACAACGAUAAUACAGAUGAGCUGAUGGGGACCGUGUUCGAGUUGGUUGUCAAAGAAGGUGUCUUCAGCUACACGACAGUUCAUGCCGAAGUGAAGCACUUCUUCCAGGUGCUCCGGUUUCAUGAAAUCUAUUUCAAGCAUUUCACGCCCAUGCAGAUUGCCAAGCAUGUUCACUGCCUCAUUGCUGCGAAGCAUGUCGCCCGUGCUACUGACGAUAUCGGGGGUCUGGAGUUUGACUUCAA